This is a messenger RNA of Nerophis lumbriciformis (worm pipefish), 921 nucleotides long. Lineage: Eukaryota; Metazoa; Chordata; Actinopteri; Syngnathiformes; Syngnathidae. The record is from RefSeq and is a predicted model, not a curated record.
AUGGAUCUUCUGAAACCACCAACCCUGAGCGAGAUUGUUCAAAUGGAUCAACGGAAGCAAGUCAAGUACAGAGACCCGCAUUCCAAGAACCAAGUUUUUCCCCCUGGUGACUCUGUUAUGGCCCGGAGUCACCAGAGUAAGGAAAAGCAGCUUCAUACUCCCACCAACCUGCUCCUCCUCUCUCUCGCCGUCUCCGACAUCCUGGUGUGGCCUGGUCAGAUCUAUCUCAGAACAUCCUGCUGGGCUUUUGGCGACAUAGCAUGCCUUUGCUAUCAGUUUGUCUCCUUCAUCAUCGUGUCCACCUCAAUGGGAAACAUGGUAUUGAUAUCAGUUGAUCGUUACUUUGCCAUUUGCAGUCCUUUCCACUAUAACAUCAACGUCACUUUGAAUAGAAUCCAACUUUGUGUUUGUCUCUGCUGGUCCUUGUUGUCUCUGUUCUGUGGCUUUCUUUUGAGGGAUUAUCUAGCUCAUCCGGAAAAAUUCAGGUCCUGCUAUGGGGAAUGUGUUGUUCAUUUAAACAUGAGUAAUGGGAUUAUUACUAUGGUUUUGAUUUUCCUCCUCCCUCUUAGCAUUAUUGUCACACUGUACACCAGAGUGUUUAUGGUUGCCGUGUCUCAGGCGCGAGCCAUGCAUUCUCACGUCACAUGCGGCAAAGUACAGAAUUUAGGGGCAAAGAAAUCCGAGCUGAAAGCGGACAGGACUCUCGGUGUUCUGGUCCUCGUAUUCCUUGUCUGCCUUUGUCCAUUUUAUGACAUAAACUUUUCAUUAUCUGCAUAUUAUGUUGUUUACCUGUAUAAUUUCAACUCGUGUGUGAACCCCUUGAUUUACGCCCUAUUCUACCCCUGGUUUAGAAGAGCUGUUAAACAUAUUGUUACUCUGCGCAUACUGCAGACUGGCUCCUCUGUGGCCAAAGUGGUGUAG